AUGUUCACUCAACAACGGCCCGUAACUAAUCGCAAUGAUGUACUGCAUGAAUCUAACCAUCUCUGCGAGGCCUUCGCCAUUGGUGAGUCCAUUUUGGGGCGAUACCAACGCAAUAAAAAAACACUCUCCCCUUCUGAAAAAAAGGCAUUUGCCUCACUCUUAAUGAAGGCUCCCCAAGAACUACUUUCUGAGAUUGUGGCGUCCAUUGAGUCUGUUGCAGCCCCAACAUCAAAACAACAGCAGGAGUUUUUGCCAAUUAUGGAGCGCACACUCAUUAUGGGAAAACCAAUGAAAAACAUUUUUCAAUGUUUAAACGAGGAACUCGGUCAUGUACUUGAGUCUAGCAGGUGUCGCGUAUACUACCUUGAUCCUAAUGAUGCUUUGCUUAUUGAUCCAGUCUAUGGCACUGCCGCCGCUCUUGAUGAGAGUACGCCACUUGGAAAGACAGUGUCAACAGGAGUAGAAUGCACAAUUGCGGGAACAUUAUACAUUCCUCUUAGCCUUGAAGGCACAGUGGUUGGGUGCGUGGAAAGUUCGUGGGGAAGUACAAACUACCACAACAAUCCCCAUGCGGAGGCUAUGAUUCAGCUUGCUGCAAGUGCUGUUCACAAUGCUAUU
Molecule: messenger RNA, 618 nt
Organism: Trypanosoma theileri
Lineage: Eukaryota; Euglenozoa; Kinetoplastea; Trypanosomatida; Trypanosomatidae
Product: cAMP specific phosphodiesterase
Exons: 1
Source: RefSeq, a predicted model, not a curated record